CUCUAAAACUUUGCAAUGAAAGUUUCUGGUUUGAGCAAUUCCUCAAUUCUGGGUAAAUUAGCAAGAAAUAAAUUGAAUGUAAUUCCAAUUCCACAUGGAGCAAUUCCUGAACCAAAAGGUCAAGACCUUGAUUUUGUGAAUGUAGCACAUAGCCAUCUUAUACACUCUGAUCGGGAAAAAUUGGAGAAAUUAUCAAGUGGUUUUACCCCAUUUAGAUUUAAGCAUGUAUUGUUGAAGAUUAAGAAGGAUUAUGUUCUUUCUUAUGAGUUUUAUAAAUGGGUUCAGCUCAAAUACCCUAAGUUUCACAACCUUGAAACUCAUGCCAUGAUUCUCCAUGUUUUGACCAAACACCGGAAAUUUAAGUCUUCUCAAUCGAUUAUGAAGGAUAUACUGAGUUCGCGGCGGUCUAUUUAUUUGCCAAGUCAGUUGUUUCAGGCUAUAUUGAACUCGUAUCGAUUGUGUGAUUCGUCUCCUCUUGUGUUUGACUCGCUUUUUAAGACGCAUGCCCAUAUGAAGAAGUUUAGGGAUGCUACCGCGACCUUUUGCCACAUGAAGGAUUAUGGGUUUCUUCCUACAAUAGAGUCUUGUAAUGCUUACAUGAGUUCAUUGCAUAGUUUGAAUCAGGAAAAAGUUGCAUUGGCUUUUUAUAAGGAGAUUCGGAAAAAUGGAAUUUUGCCAAAUGUUUAUACUAUGAACAUGGUUAUUUAUGCUCAUUGUAAGCUUGGUAGUUUGGAAAAGGCCUUGGAGGUGUUUCAGGAUAUGGCAAGUAUGGGUAUCUUUCCUACUGUAGCAUCACAUAAUAUACUUAUUUCUGGGUAUUGCAAUAAGGGCCUCUUCACCUCUGCCGUGAAGCUAAAAGCCUUGAUGGAAAAGAACGGAUUGAAGCCGGAUAGUGUCACUUUUAACACCCUCAUCAAUGGAUUUUGCAAGCAAGGGAAAUUGCAUGACGCGAACAAGGUUUUUAGUGAGAUGAAAGCGGCACGUGUGCCUCCAAAUACUGUAACUUACAAUACGUUAAUAAAUGGGUAUAGCCAGUGGGGUAAUAGUGAGAUGGGAUAUGAACUUUAUGAAGAGAUGCUGAAAGAUGGGGUGAAGGUUGAUAUGGUGACGUAUAAUGCUUUGAUAUUGGGAUUCUGCAAGGAGGGCAAGACUAAGAAAGCAGCCAUUAUGGUUAAAGAAAUUGACAAGCAGAAUUUAGCCCCAAAUUCCUCAACCUAUUCUGCUCUUAUUUUAGGGCAGUGCACGAGAAAGAAUUCUGAACGUGCAUUUCAAUUGUACAAGAGUAUGAUAAGAGAUGGUUGUUAUGCAACGAGUAAUACAUACGAGAUUUUGAUCUCUUCUUUCUGUCAGAAUCGUGAUUUUGAUGGAGCAAUUCAGGUUCUGAGGGAAAUGCUAGGGAGAAGUAUGGUUCCUGGUCCUGAAAUUCUCUCUGAGUUGUGCAAUGGGCUUUGCCAAAAUGGAAAUGAAGAUUUGGCUGUAAGCUUGCGCAAUGAGGUGGAAGCUAGAUGUCGUAGCUGAGGCUGAGGGGUUCUGGAGUUACCUCAAGGUUUUAUUUGAAGUCUGAAACAAAUGGCUUUACAGCCUUCACCUGAUGAGUUCCACUUUUGAGUUUGGUGUGGCAGGAGACGGAUGUUGAGAAACUGCAGCAAAGGGAUUAUUCAAAUCUUAAGGUGGGUCGAAUGGUGUAAGUUAGAUUACACAAAUUCUG
Chenopodium quinoa (quinoa) is the source of this 1708-nucleotide messenger RNA. Its product is annotated as pentatricopeptide repeat-containing protein At4g26680, mitochondrial-like. Bases 16 to 1518 code for a protein of 500 amino acids. Lineage: Eukaryota; Viridiplantae; Streptophyta; Magnoliopsida; Caryophyllales; Amaranthaceae. The record is from RefSeq and is a predicted model, not a curated record. Gene Ontology annotation, molecular function: protein binding. The transcript has 2 exons.